Vanrija pseudolonga is the source of this 819-nucleotide messenger RNA. RefSeq names its product RWD domain-containing protein 2B (gene Rwdd2b). The coding region runs from base 19 to 819 and encodes 266 amino acids. NCBI's taxonomy places the organism in Eukaryota, Fungi, Basidiomycota, Tremellomycetes, Trichosporonales, Trichosporonaceae. The transcript has 2 exons. The record is from RefSeq and is a predicted model, not a curated record.
CUUCACAACCAGCCCCCAAUGGCCGCAGUAGAGGCUCUCGACACCGAAGUCGAGCUCAUAUCCGCCUCGAUCUUGCCAGCAGAGUCCCUCACAUCGACAGACUCGGGCGCCUGGCCAAGGAUCGUCACCGUCACCAAUGCCGAAAGCCAACGGUCACUUCACAUUGCGGUAACGGAUGCGUAUCCUCUCCGAGGUGCGGUGACCAUCGAGCUCAAGGGCAACGAUGUCGGGCGGGACGAGGCUGCCGAGUGGAGUGCGCAAAUCGACGCCUUCUUGGAUGAGUGGGAUGAGGGAGAUGGAUACCCACUGUACCAGAUGCUCACCGCGCACAUCCUCCCCCUCCUCGUGCCAAACUGGGACGCCUUGACGACCAUCCAAGAGCAGCCCAGCCCUCCUCUCGGGCCCACUGUAGCACAUCACGUCCUCCUCACCUCCCAUCACCUGCUGUCUCCCACGAAGCGCAAGGACUUUAUCUCGCUCGCGUCCGAGCUGUCGUUGACGGGCUUCUCCAAGAUCGGCCAUCCGGGGAUCUACUAUGCCAUCGGGCAUCGAGACGACUUGGACGAGUGGCUGCGGGAAGUGAAGAGCUGGAACUGGCUCGCUCUGCGCGUGAGGCUAGGGAUCGAGCCAUUGCCAGAGGAGGCUCUUGGAGGUGGGCGCGGGAGCGAAAGUGGCGCGCGGGGUGGCAAGGGGCGUGGAGACUGGGACGAGCUGGAGAAGAUCAGCGAGGCGCUGGAUUGGUUGAAGAAGCGAGGGCGUGAACAAUUGCUACUGGACAUUGGGAUCGGAGGAGGAGGCGGAGGAGGAGGAGGAGAAUAA